Perca fluviatilis (European perch) is the source of this 3301-nucleotide messenger RNA. RefSeq names its product phospholipase D family, member 3 (gene pld3). The record is from RefSeq and is a predicted model, not a curated record. Lineage: Eukaryota; Metazoa; Chordata; Actinopteri; Perciformes; Percidae. Gene Ontology annotation, molecular function: catalytic activity. The coding region runs from base 270 to 1754 and encodes 494 amino acids. The transcript has 12 exons.
UCACAUGACAUCACUGUCCCGUCUGUUCUGGUACUUUUGUCAAUGCUUUUAACAACAGCGCCGUGAAUAGUCUUCUUCAUUUAGGCUAUAUAACAAUCAAACAACAACCGCAAAUGUGAUUGUGUGUAAAGAACAGACGUCGACGCUUUUAUAUGCGGGAUUUUAAUGAACCUGGACACACGAAAACCGGUUUUGUUCCUCUUGUUCGGUCUCAGAGCUGCGGAGCAUCACCUGAUUGGAGCUGAAAACUACUGAAUCUAUCAAAUCAUAUGUCAUAUCGGUCUUCUUCCACAAUGAAGACGGACAUCGCUUACAACCAGCUGGUGGACGUGGAGAGGAGGAGACAGGAAUCCAACAGGAAAGCCCAGCUGUAUUCCAGGUGUGUGAUUGCUCUGGCCACUGUGGCCACUCUGCUGCUGGCCGCCAUGGCCCUCUAUAACCUCCUGACACCGAGGGUUUCCUCCCCCCAUCCUGCCCCGAGCAGCAGCAGCAGCCUCCAUCUGCCCAAGGGCGAGUCCUGCUCAGACCCCUGCAAGAUCGUUCUGGUGGAGAGCAUCCCCGAAGGGCUGGAGUUUAACUCCAGCACCACUCACCCCUCCAUCUUCCAAGCCUGGACCAAUCUGAUGGCCGAGGCUCGCAGCAGCGUCGACAUCGCCUCCUUCUACUGGACGCUCACUAACACGGACACUGGCACUCAUGAGCCGACAGCCAAUCAGGGUGAGACCAUUCUGAAGACACUGGCUAAACUUUCCGGCAAGUUGUCUGUUCGUAUCGCAGUCAACACGCCACAGAAGGGUCAACCACAAGGCGACCUCCGACUGCUCAACAACUCAGGUGCUAAUAUCAGGACAGUUAACAUGAGAGAGCUCACCUCAGGCGUCCUCCACACAAAGUUCUGGGUUGUGGACAAGAAACACAUUUACAUUGGCAGUGCCAACAUGGACUGGAGGUCCCUCACACAGGUGAAGGAGCUGGGCGCCGUGGUCUACAACUGCAGCUGCUUGGCCGCCGACCUGGGUAAGAUCUUUGAAGCCUAUUGGUUCCUGGGGGAGAGUCAGUCCAUCCCAUCGCCGUGGCCCACCAGCUUCUCAACCCUCUACAACAAGGACACGCCCCUCCAGCUGCCACUCAACAACACGCCGUCCAACGUCUACCUGUCGAGUUCCCCUCCGUCCUUCUGUGCAGCCGGCAGGACUUCAGACCUUCAGUCCAUCCUCAGUGUGAUGGAGGAUGCCGAGAGCUUCAUCUACAUCGCUGUCAUGAACUACCUGCCCACCAUGGAGUUUUCACAUCCUAAAAAGUACUGGGCUGACAUCGACACCCAGCUCAGGCGCGUCGGGUACGAGAAGCGGGUCAAAGUGCGUCUGCUGAUCAGCUGCUGGGCCAGCACCCAACCGAUGAUGUUUCCUUUCCUGAAGUCUCUGGCCUCAGUUUAUGACCCCAAGAGCAAACUGGACAUCCAGGUGAGGUUGUUUGUGGUGCCUGCCAGCCCCAAGCAGAAGGAGAUUCCCUUUGCCAGAGUCAACCACAACAAGUACAUGGUGACUGACAAGAUCGCCUACAUCGGUACAUCUAACUGGUCAGGGGACUACUUUGUGAGCACAGCUGGCUCAGCAUUGGUUGUCAACCAGACUGCAUCACAGUCCCCGGAGCCAACCGUCCAAUCACAGCUGCAGGCUGUGUUUGAGAGGGACUGGAACUCCGAGUACAGCACUCCUCUCACCCAGGACUCAAACGUCAAAGACUUUUGUUAGAUUCCACAGUAUUACAAAAAAAAACAUAUCAGUGUGGACCCUUCUCUUCAACACAUAUUGCGGUGCUGUAGUUGCACAUUUAUUUUAGUAUUUAAACUCUAAAGCAUUUUGCACCAGUCGGCUGAAACAAUUGUUCACACCAUGAACAUGGAAACUCUUGAGCUAAGAAAUCAGCCAGACGGCCUCUCAGCUGAGCGGAGUUUCCCCGGUUUGCUAAGGUCCAAAGGAAGAUGGACUUCCAGUAAACCUGGCUUAUCACCACUUUAGUGCAAGUAAUGUUCCAUUUAACCAGUGAAAUGCCAAGUACUGCCAAGGGUUAUUCUUUUUUAUUUUAAGGUAAUAAUUACUUUGCCUCUCUUUGCUGUUUACUAUCAAAGCUGGCCCGGGAUUCAAACUACAUGUGUGGGUUAUACUGUAGGUCAGAUCACAUUUAAACUACUCUUUAGUAACAUCGGAUCAGAAUGCUCUGCGACAUGUUGCCGGCAUUGACAACCCAUGAACAGGCAGUUGUUGCUUUUUAAAAAACUCUCUCUUAACAAACUUGUACGUUUCAACUUGUGUUUUCCGACAUGUAGUGCCAGCAGCAGAAGGGGGCACUGUUUCAGCUUUUCAGUCAGGUCUGUUUCAUGAUGGUCUAUAUCCUCGACGUUCCACUUCUGGGAUUGCUCCGGUGCUGCAGGAAAUUCUGCCGGAUGCAUGUAUUUUCUGUUUCCUUCCACUUUCUUUGUGUUGGAAUUUUAAAUUUGGUGGAUUUCUGAGGACUAUGGUUAACUGCUCCUCAGAUCUCUGCAGGGUAAAUCCAGGCAGCUAGCUAGACUAUUUGUCCAAUCUGAGUUUUCUCUCGCACGACUAUUUUGCAGCAGCUCUGUGCAGAGUUUAGCGACGAUUCUGACUGGUUUAAAGAAAUGUCAAUAAACCAGAGCAGGUUUUCCUCCCAUCCUCGAAUGCUAUGUGGACUAGCCAGACCCUCCUUCAGAGCGCUUUGGAGGAGGGUCUGGCAAAGCGAGACUAGUUUCAUGAUGAGGCAUAAUGAUUUUUUUUUCAACUAACUCCCAAAGUCAACAUGUUACGUGAUCCAUCGAUUGAUCACUCUCUAGUUUAUAAAAGACAAUCACAAUGCAUUCAUUUUCUACAACAUCCGCCUCAGUGGAAGUUGUUUUUAUCCCAGCUAAUCUCAGGGAGUAAAGUUUGAUUUUUUUCGUAAUUGAUCAUUUCAUUUUGCCAGAAUAAUUAAUGUUCCAGCUGGUGUGCUGUGCCUGUGCUGUAAAUGAGAAACAGCCGUUUUUAAAAUAAAUAAAUUGAAUACUUAAGUCAGCAGUGCGCACAAUAGAUUGAAAGUUUGCUUUAAUUUCCACUGUGUGGAGUUUUUGAAACUACCAAUUAGUGAGGAGGUGGUUGUUAUGGAAACUGUCCAAAGAAGCGUGUUUACCAGUAGCCGGGAGCUUAUAUAAAAAAAAAAUAAAGCUCUGGGGCAGUUAUUGUCAACAUGUUCUUAUCUCCUUCCUCUUUAUAAAGAAAUUACUCUCAAUAAAUGUCUUUAAAUCAAA